GAAAGCUGUAUCGCUUUGGCUGUUCUAGUAAAGGUUUUCUGGAAAACGGCGUUGUCAGAAAGAGCAACUGGUCAUGGUGGAACUAUCAGGAAUUAUUGAUUCAGACUUCUUAGAAAAAUGUGAAAACAAAUGCAAGAUUUUGGGAAUAGAGACAGAGAGGCCCAUUUUACAAGUGGACAGAUAUGUAUUUGCAGGAGAAUAUGAAGAUACCUUGGGAACCUGUGUGGUUUUUGAAGAAAACAUAGAGCAUGUAGAUGCAGAAGGCAACCAAAAAGUACAGCUGAAGUACAAGUGCCACACAAUGAAGAAGUUGAACAUGACACGGACGCUUUUGACAGAAAAGAAGGAAGGAGAAGAGAAUGUGGAGUGGAGUGGUUACAGAUCAAAGACAGAGAUUUUUCCUACAGCAGGCCCAAUACGAUUUGCAGCUUUCUGCGUGAAAAAGAAGAUUCUGAGGAGUCAGCUCAGGCCCAAGACAAACUGACUGAAGAGUCAGAGGGAGAGAAAGCCUAAAACUAAGAGAGCAAAAAGAUUUCUUGAGAAGAGAGAACCCAAACUUAAAGAAAAUACGAAAAAUGCUAUGCUCAUAAAAGGAGGAAAUGCAAACUCGACAGUGACUGAAGUGCUUAAAGACAUUUAUGCUGUGAAGAAGCCUUUUGCUGUACUGUAUAAAAAGAAAAAUAUUACUAGGCCUUUUGAGGAUCAAACAUCAUUGGAAUUUUUUUCCAAGAAAUCAGAUUGUUCUUUGUUUCUGUUUGGCUCUCAUAACAAGAAGCGACCUAACAACCUGAUACUAGGUCGCAUGUUUGACUAUCAUGUCCUAGACAUGAUUGAGCUAGGCAUUGAGAAGUUUGUAUCCCUAAAAGAUGUCAAGAACAGUAAAUGUCCUGAAGGAACAAAACCUAUGUUGAUAUUUGCUGGUGACAUGUUUGAUGUAAGUGAAGAAUACAGAAGACUGAAGAGCCUUCUUAUUGAUUUCUUCAGAGGUCCCAGUGUGCCCAGUAUUCGUCUGGCUGGUUUAGAGUAUGUUUUGCAUUUCACAGCUGUAGAUGGGAAAAUUUACAUGCGAAGCUAUAAGGUGCUUCUGAAGAAAUCUGGCUGUAAAAUACCAAGAAUUGAGCUGGAAGAGAUGGGACCUUCAUUAGACCUGGUUAUGAGGAGGACACAUUUAGCUUCAGACGACCUUUAUAACCUGUCUUUAAAACAACCAAAAGCCCUGAAGCCGAAGAAGAAAAAGAAUAUCUCCCAUGAUGUGUUCGGUACAACUUACGGUCGAAUCCACAUGCAGAAGCAAGAUCUUGGUAAACUGCAGACGCGAAAAAUGAAAGGGUUAAAAAAGAGGCCAGCAGAGAAGUCAGCUGAAGAUGGUGGGGCCAGUCCCAAAAAGUCAAAAUCAGCUGAUAGUCUGGAACAGCUAUGAAAACUCUUUGUGCCUUCAAAUUCAGUACAUAUAUUGUAAUAUAAAUGUGUCAGACAUAAAGAUUCAGCAGCUGUUAGUUUUAGUUUUAUAAAAAAAAUCUUUUUAAUGAUUUGUCAUUUUAAAGGGGACAUGGCGGUAUUGAGCUUUAACAUGGAACUUGGUUAUUUAAAAUAAAAAAUGUGAUAUAACUUGCUUGCUUUUCCGAAGCUGAGUAUUUAUUCCCUUGGUGUUAGCAGACAUAUGCUAGCCAAGCAGGUGACUCAUUUCCCCAGCAGUUUUGUGGCUAUUACGUUGAGAACCCUUGAUCAACCAGCUCAUCUUAUAAAUCCUGCACUGGACCAGAGCAGUGUAUAUGCGUAGCAUAGGCGACACAACUUCUCUGUUCAU
This is a messenger RNA of Egretta garzetta (little egret), 1807 nucleotides long. Its product is annotated as ribosome production factor 2 homolog. Gene Ontology annotation, biological process: ribosomal large subunit assembly; maturation of LSU-rRNA from tricistronic rRNA transcript (SSU-rRNA, 5.8S rRNA, LSU-rRNA). The transcript has 15 exons. Gene Ontology annotation, cellular component: nucleolus. Gene Ontology annotation, molecular function: rRNA binding. The record is from RefSeq and is a predicted model, not a curated record. Lineage: Eukaryota; Metazoa; Chordata; Aves; Pelecaniformes; Ardeidae.